AUGCCUACUAUAACUAGUUAUUCCGGUUUUCUACUGGCUGCUUCAACUAUAACCUCAGCUUUAUUGAUUGGCCUGAACAAGAUACGACUUAUUUGA
Molecule: messenger RNA, 96 nt
Organism: Amborella trichopoda
Lineage: Eukaryota; Viridiplantae; Streptophyta; Magnoliopsida; Amborellales; Amborellaceae
Source: the annotation of a RefSeq genome assembly